GAUGCAAUCAUUGUUAGCAAAGGGUAGGCUAACAACGCAAAGAGGGAAAUGAGGGUCAAGACAAACAAACCCACUGAGAGAGGUUUUUUGAGCUUGCACUGCGCGCACGCACUCUCAAACAGCAUCGACUCGCCAGCCGUCUGCUCGAAAGGUUAUUAACCGGCGGCAUAAAUCGCUCGAGUCGUCGUUGUCUUUGCAUUCGUAGAGGAAUGGAUGGAAAUCCUGAAAUUUCCUUGUCAUUGUUAUACAGGAAUGAUCCGAUUUACUCAUUGUGCGCUUCGGACUUGAUGACUGCUUCUCAAACUGUGAAUAAUAAUUUCAUUAAGGAACAGAAGCAACUAAUUAAGACACUAAAGAAACUGGAACAACAAAAGCUUCUUCGCAUGCGCCAGCUCAAUGAAGAGAAGAAGCAAUUUGCUGCCCUCAUGAGGAAGAAACUAUCCCAGAGGGGGGCCGGUAUGCAAACAGCCUUCAGCCCGUCAGCAUUCAUACCAGAACGUGCAGACAGAACCUUCUCUGCUCCUGUCUGCCACUUCCCUGCCCCCAGCCACAGGGAGAACAGUGCAAAGAACAGCAUGAUCUCACAAAAAAGCAGCAAUAUUACGCUGUCAAAAUACUCCCCCUCACCACAACAACUGCUCUCUCUGGAUACACAAAAGAGUACGGGGAUGUGUGUAAACUCAACAAGAAGUCUUUGUAAAUGUGAACAGUACGGUAAGCUGUUAACAAGGAGUGAGAGCUGUCUUCCAGUACUGCAGCAGCAUCUGUACCAUGGGAGAGACCCAAGAAGAGAUGUUUUCUGCAACUCUGGAUGCAUGGGAGCCUUAGACCAAACACCAGAUACUUGAACCACCUUUUGCUGUUUUUAACUUGGUCAUGGGUCUGUUUUGAGGGUAUUGCCACUGUCUCACGGAAAAUAUGGGCCGGAAAAUAUAUGCAGUUUUUGUCACUUAAAUGUGUGAUGUAAAUACACUGCCAAUAUUUAGCCAAAUUGUUGUUUUGUGUUGUGUUUUCUGCAUAGAACCUGUUGAAUCUGUUUUGUCUGUGCACCAGCCUUUUGGCAUUAGGCAUAUGCUGUGUAUGGAACUUCAUGCUGUUUGUGGGUGGCGGGGAGGGAGGUAGACAGUAAUGAAAUUAGAGGGGUCAUACUGACUUUCCACUACAUUUCAAAUAUAUACAUAUGUCCCAUUUGACAGGAAAUGUGCAGUUGAAGACUGCCAUCUAUAUAUUACAUUAAGGUAAAACAAAAUGGCAUGCCGGUGAAGUUACAUAAUUGGCUAUUGAAAAGAAGCAUACAAGUUGAAAUGUUUUUGGGUUUUUUUACUUUUUUGAAUAAAGGCCUUAGACUUGAUGUUCAACUCAAUGGCAAAAAUCUUUUCAGGAAUGCCUGCAACACAAGAAGAUGUCUAGCCUACAGUAAUUAUAUCUAGCAAACUAUAAUCACAAUUGCUUCUAUUUGAAUACACAAAACAUGUUUGUGUUCUUGUGUGUACGCGCGUGCGUUGUCGUGCAUGGUCUUGCACAGUACAGU
This is a messenger RNA of Conger conger (European conger), 1531 nucleotides long. RefSeq lists its product as uncharacterized. The record is from RefSeq and is a predicted model, not a curated record. NCBI's taxonomy places the organism in Eukaryota, Metazoa, Chordata, Actinopteri, Anguilliformes, Congridae. The transcript is spliced from 3 exons. Bases 210 to 848 code for a protein of 212 amino acids.